Anopheles marshallii is the source of this 1317-nucleotide messenger RNA. Its product is annotated as chitinase-like protein Idgf4. Gene Ontology annotation, biological process: carbohydrate metabolic process; chitin catabolic process. The record is from RefSeq and is a predicted model, not a curated record. Gene Ontology annotation, molecular function: chitin binding. Gene Ontology annotation, cellular component: extracellular region. The transcript is spliced from 5 exons. Lineage: Eukaryota; Metazoa; Arthropoda; Insecta; Diptera; Culicidae. The coding region runs from base 1 to 1317 and encodes 438 amino acids.
AUGAAGCACCUGACGAUGGUUGCCAUUUUGGCGAUGGUGGUAGUGCUGGCCAGCGCCCAGAACUCGUGUUUUUCCCAUGUUCUGUGCUACUAUGAUGCGGCCAACUUCCUGAUCGAAGGAUUGGGAAAAGUAUCCCUUGCGGACAUUGAUGUGGCCCUCCCCUUCUGCACACAUCUCGUCUACGGUUAUGCCGGAAUUGAUGUUGAGACGCACAAAGCGGUUAGCCGUCAACCGAACCUGGAUUUGGACACUGGCAAGGGCAACUACCGUACGGUGACGCAGCUCAAGAGCAAAUAUCCCUCGCUGAAGGUGCUGCUCGGUCUCGGUGGCUACAAGUUUUCCGAACCUUCGAUAAAGUACCUGUCGCUGCUCGAGUCUGGAGCGGCUCGUAUCACCUUCAUCAACUCGGUGUACUCGCUGCUGAAGACGUACGGAUUCGAUGGCGUCGAUCUGGAAUGGCAGUUCCCGAUGAACAAGCCGAAGAAGGUACGCUCCACGCUCGGCGGUGUGUGGCACGGAUUCAAGAAAGUGUUCAGCGGUGAUAGCGUGCUGGACGAGAAGGCCGACGAACAUCGGGAGGAAUUUACGGCUCUGCUUCGUGAGCUGAAGAAUGCGUUCCGAUCGGAUGGCUAUCUGCUGGGUGUUACGGUGUUGCCGCACGUCAACUCGUCGAUCUUCAUGGACAUUCCGGCUAUUAUCAACUAUCUGGACUUUGUGAACAUUGCCGCGUAUGAUCAGCAGACACCGACGCGUAACAGCAAGGAGGCGGACCAUGUGGCACCACUGUACGAGCUGACCGAUCGUGUUCCCGGCAACAAUGUGGACGGCCAGGUCCGUCAAUGGCUGUCACAAAAUGCACCAGCGUCGAAGUUGAUCGUUUCCAUUCCCACGUUCGGCCGUGGCUGGAAGAUGACCGGAGAUUCGGGAAUUACUGGCGUUCCACCGCUUCCCGCCGACGGUCCAUCGAAUCCUGGCCAUCAGACCCAAACCGAGGGCUUCUACAGCUGGGCUGAAGUGUGUGCCAUGCUGCCGAACCCGAGUAACACCGCACUGAAGGGUGCCGAGGGUCCGUUGCGCAAGGUUGGUGAUCCUACCAAGCGGUUCGGAUCGUACGCGUUCCGUCUGCCGGACAGCAAUGGUGAGCACGGGGUGUGGGUGUCCUAUGAGGAUCCCGACACGGCGGGCAACAAGGCAGGAUACGUGAAGGCCAAGAAUCUGGGUGGCAUUGCCAUCAACGAUCUGGCGUACGAUGACUUCCGCGGUAGCUGCGCUGGGGAAAAGUUCCCGAUCCUGCGUGCGGCCAAAUAUCGGCUGUAA